Molecule: messenger RNA, 1951 nt
Organism: Geodia barretti
Lineage: Eukaryota; Metazoa; Porifera; Demospongiae; Tetractinellida; Geodiidae
Source: the annotation of a GenBank genome assembly
ACGUGCAUGACCACCCCUGGGAGCUCACUGUAGAGCUAUCUGGUAGACUAGAAUCGACUGUUGGUAGCUAGCUGUAAUACGACGGCAGAUCAGUUCAAGCAGUAUGGCAGCGAGCUAUCCUCCCCAGCAGGUCCCUGUGACCAGUGUACCGUCCACCCGUGUGGAGCUCCACCUGUCCUGUAAGAAGCUCAAGGACAUGGACCUCCUCUCCAAGUCGGACCCCAUCGUCUCUGUCCUUGUCAAGGACGCCAAGAGCAGCUCUUGGAAAGAGCACUCCCGCACGGAGCGAAUACAGAACUGUCUGGACCCAGAGUUCAGCAAAGCCAUCCAGAUGGAGUACCGGUUCGAGGAGCUCCAGGUACUCAGGUUCGUCGUGUACGACGUUGACAACGUCUCGCCUACCCUGGAGGACGAUGAUUUUCUGGGCCAGGUGGAGGUGUCUCUGGGGAACGUUGUUAGUGUUGGGUCCACCACCCUCAACCUUCAGAAAAAGAAUGAAACUGGAGAGGGCAAAGGAGACCUUGGAACCAUCACCAUCCGUGCAGAGGAAGUGAGUCAGUUGCAGUACAUGUUGGAGCUAAAGUUCUCAGCACAGGGUCUUGACAAGAAGGACUUCCUGGGUAAGAGUGAUCCUUACCUGGAGUUUGCCAAGGAGAAUCCAGACGGCAGCUACACCACCACUCACCGCACUCAGGUGAUAAAGAACACCCUCAACCCAGUGUGGCCUCAGUUUGAGAUCUCCAGUCAGACUCUCUGCAGCAGUGACGUGGAGCGGAGGAUCAAGGUGACAUGUUAUGACUGGGAUAAUGAUGGGAGUCACGACCUGAUUGGAGUGUUCACCACCUCUCUGUCUGAGCUGAUGGAGGGGCAGAGAAAGAGAGCCAAGCUGGCCUGGGAGUGCAUCAAUCCCAAGAAGCAGUCAAAGAGGAAAUACAAAAACUCUGGCACUGUCAACUUAGACUCUGUGAAGGUGGUACGGGCCCAUUCGUUCCUGGACUACGUCAUGGGUGGCUGUCAGAUCAAUUUCACCGUCGGUAUUGAUUUCACCGGCAGCAAUGGGAACCCCAGGAGCCCCAGCUCUCUCCACUAUAUCGACCCUCACAAACCCAACGAGUAUACGACUGCCCUGAUUGCCGUCGGGGAAGUCUGCCAGGACUAUGACAGUGACAAGCUGUUUCCAUCUCUCGGAUUUGGAGCCAAGAUUGGAGGCCAGGUGUCUCAUGAGUUUGCUCUGAACGGGAACCCCCAGAACCCCUUCUGUGCUGGUAUACCCGGAGUGGUCCAGGCCUACCACACUGCUCUCCAGUCGGUUGAGCUGUGGGGACCAACCAACUUUGCCCCCAUCAUUAACCACGUAGCGAGGUUUGCAGAGCAGGCAGCUGGAAGCCAACAGCAUCAGUACUUCAUUCUCCUGAUGCUGACGGACGGAGUCAUCUCAGACAUGCCAGACACCAUUCGAGCCAUCGUGAGGGCCUCUCGGCUACCCAUGUCAAUCAUCAUAGUCGGAGUGGGCGGGGCCGACUUCUCCGCCAUGGACAAACUGGACUGCGACGACGGACUAUUACGGUAUGGAUCUGAAGUGGCCGAGAGAGACAUUGUCCAAUUUGUGCCAUUUCGAGACUACAAACAGCAGAGUCCCAGUUCCCUGGCUGCAGCUGUCCUAGCAGAGGUUCCACAGCAGCUGACUCAGUACAUGAGAAAAAGAGGGAUCAUACCACCCAAUGCAACUCCGUAAUUCCUUCCCAUCUUUUUUUUCAACAACCAAAUCUGUAGGUUUUUAACAUAAAAAUUUUACAGUGUGUUCAAAGUUGAAAUUGUCAUUUGUAAAAUGAGUACCUAUGGAAGAAAGGAAACUUUUUUACGUUGUUUAUUAGUGAAGGUAGAGUGUUGGGAUCCCAGUCCACGGUGUGACGUGACUCGGAGACAGUCUUGAAGGUCUUGUCGACACACA